Arachis stenosperma is the source of this 1155-nucleotide messenger RNA. Its product is annotated as protein FAR1-RELATED SEQUENCE 5-like. The record is from RefSeq and is a predicted model, not a curated record. Gene Ontology annotation, molecular function: zinc ion binding. Gene Ontology annotation, biological process: regulation of DNA-templated transcription. Lineage: Eukaryota; Viridiplantae; Streptophyta; Magnoliopsida; Fabales; Fabaceae. The coding region runs from base 1 to 1155 and encodes 384 amino acids. The transcript is spliced from 4 exons.
AUGAAGAAAUCACAAUUCAAGCUCGGUGGCUACGCUAAGUACGGAGAAUUGAAUGCAAUAAUGAAUCACAUUGUGUGGAAUUCUCCUUCGACUGAAUCAUUCGAGGUUGAUUGGGCUGUUUUCGUCAAACAAUUUAAGUUAGGCCAGAACAGAUGGUUAACAAACCUUUAUGCGAAUCGGCGGAAGUGGGUUCCAAUAUUCUUCAAGAGUGAAUUUUGGGCAGGGAUGAGGAGUACACAGCGUAGUGAAAGUAUGCAUGCAUUUUAUGGUGGAUACCUGCAUUGCAAGAGUGGGUUGGUUCAGUUCAUCCAUGAAUACGAUAAUGUGCUUGAAAACAAUGAGCAAAAGGAGCUGGAAGAUGAUGCUACGAACUCGAAAGGAGUCAUCCCAUGUAUAGGGAGCACGGGCAUUGAGAGACAGUUUCAGCAGGAAUACACCAGUAAUAUGUUCAGGACCCUUCAGCUGGAGGGAGAUACAAUUUCUAUUAAAGUGGACGAGCAUAAGGUAUUCUGGGGGAAGCCUGUCUACCAUACUUUCAUAGUCGAGUUUGACCCUUUGAGUCGAAAGGGUCAGUGCGAGUGCAACAAGUUUGAAUCCGCUUGUAUAUUGUGUUGCCACACCCUUGCGGUGUGGUCAUACUACAGAGUUGACACAGUACCAAGCUGCUAUGUUCUUCCUCGAUGGAGUAAAAAUAUUAUCCGCAAGCACACUUACAUCAAGAGUAGCCAUGACGUGGCUCGGAGUGAUGAAAGCAACAACUUGUUCAGGCAUCUGUGUUCAGAGUUCUAUAACGUUGCUAAAAAAUUUGUUGCUUGUGAUGAGGAAGCAGUCAUCUUGCGAGCUGCCCUUUGGGAUGCAAAGUCCAAGCUGACUGAUUAUUAUGCCAACGUGCAUUCCACUACUGUUGCUGUGACUCAGAAUACCAUGCCCACACAGAGCACAGGCGGUGCUAUUGUACAUGACAUACAAGGACCCUCAAGAGUCAAAACCAAAGGAUGGCCGAAGAGUAAGAGACUUGGAGCAGAGUUGGACAAGUCAAUUAAGAAGUUGUUGCAAAAAAGAAAGGGAAAAUCACAUCCGGAUGAUGUUGACCUUAAGUCAGAUAAUGAUCACCAUGGUUCUGUAAAUAAAAGAUUUGAGGAUUCUACUAUAUAA